UUUUAGCAGUUGUGUGUAGGUAAUAAGCAGGAUAAUCUCUUCACCUCUGUCUCCUCUCACAGGGAGAAGAUGAUCUGCAGCAUCCUGCUGCUCAUCAUCCUGACCUCCUGUGUCUCUGGAACAUUUGUAGUGAAUGUGACCCAGACCUCCUAUCAGGCAGAGGAGAACCACGACAUCACACUGGAGUGGACCUUCACAACCAACCCUCACAGUUCCUCCAACUCUCUUAAUAUCUUCUGUGAACUGUUAGCUGAUCUCAGAACAACAGUCCUGUUUCAUCUCCAUGAAGGAGUUGAGGUCCCAGAGUCUCAGGAUGAACAGUUUGCAGGACGAGUCCAGUGGGACAAAGACGUCCUCAGAGAAGGACGACUCAGACUUCAUGUGUCCAGACUCAGGACUGAAGACUCAGGACUGUACCUGUGUGAUAUUCUCACAGAUUAUGGGAGUAACUCUGGUAGAUGUUGGCUCAAUGUCACUGCAGCUGCUGAUGAGCCAAAACCUCAGAGACCAACAGUUAGACCAGAACCAGAGAGUCUGAAAUACAUCAGGAUCCUCUACGUUGGACUGGCAGCAGCAGCAGCAGUUCUACUGAUUCUUUAUCUUUGUUUUAAAUCUAUUAAUGAGAAAAGACACAUAUUCAGCCGUACAGAUGUCGAGUUUAUCAGAGAAAGGAGCCAUCAGGACUAACAGAACUCAGUCUGGAGGAUCCUCUUUAAAUGAGUCAUCAGAGCAUAAAGUCACAGUUAUAAAAACUAAAUCAGACUCCUAGAGUCUCUCCUCCUUCUGUUCUUAGUGUCAGAAAACUAUUUGUGAUAUAAAAUGUUGUGUUAUAUCUUUAUAUUUUAAAUUAUGUUUUAAUUACUUGCAUCAAUAUAUUAUGUGUUACUUGUAAUGUUCUCUCUAUUGUUACUUGUCUAGACACUACUGAUGUAAAUUAGCAUUAAUGCUAACUCCAGCAUGUUAACAUCUUGAUGUUCAUUAACGAGCUCUGUC
Messenger RNA from Sander lucioperca (pikeperch), 993 nucleotides. RefSeq lists its product as uncharacterized. NCBI's taxonomy places the organism in Eukaryota, Metazoa, Chordata, Actinopteri, Perciformes, Percidae. The record is from RefSeq and is a predicted model, not a curated record. The transcript has 3 exons. Gene Ontology annotation, biological process: cellular response to lipopolysaccharide; T cell costimulation; positive regulation of T cell proliferation. Bases 70 to 687 code for a protein of 205 amino acids. Gene Ontology annotation, cellular component: external side of plasma membrane.